Messenger RNA from Rosa rugosa (rugosa rose), 1249 nucleotides. RefSeq lists its product as uncharacterized. The record is from RefSeq and is a predicted model, not a curated record. Lineage: Eukaryota; Viridiplantae; Streptophyta; Magnoliopsida; Rosales; Rosaceae. The transcript has a single exon. Bases 53 to 1090 code for a protein of 345 amino acids.
ACUUGUAUACAAAAACCCAAGCUCUUCCAUCCAAAGUUAAAACUCGAACUUCAUGGCAACUCCGUCAAGUUCUUCCAUACCAAACCACGACGUUUAUUCCGCCAUGGCAACUCCGUCUCCACCCCUAAACUUCCGGACAAUCCUCACCGAAUCGAGGCGCAUCAUCAACGCCUACUCCCGCCACUUCUGGGCUCUCUCCAUCGUCUUCCUCCUCCCCAUCUCCGUCUCCUCCUUUGUCUACCCAACUCUCCAAAACCUCAUCGCCGAAUUGUUCAGGAUUUCCAACUUUGACCAACCCUCUCUUCCCACCAAGACCCUACUCCUCGCUCUCGCUUUCGCCCUCUUCGUCUUCGUCUUCUCUCUCUUCGCUAUCGGCUCAAUCACGUACAGCGUCUUCCACGGCUUCUAUGGCCGCCCGGUCAAGUUCAUAUCGGCUGUCCAAUCCGUCAAGGUUUCGUUCUGGCCAGUAUUGGGUACUGUUCUUGCUUCCCACAUCGUGUUUUUAUUGGUUGUUCUUGUUGCUGGGCUGUUCUUGUUCUUGGUGGUUGGAGGUUUUGAGAUGGUUGGCCUCGAAAUGGAGUUCUCUUCGCCUUAUUUCGUUGGGCUCUGUGUUGUGGUUGCGAUUCCUCUGUUGCUGGUUUUGUUGUAUCUUCAAGUGAAUUGGACUCUGGCUGGUGUAGUUGCUGUCCUCGAACCGCGUUGGGGGUUUAACGCAUUGAGUCGGAGUGCGAAUUUGAUCAAGGGAAUGCGAGGGGUGGCGUUGUCUUUGAUGGUGUUUUUCGGGGCGUGGACUGGGAUUUUGGGGUUCUACGUCUCGAAAUCUGAGUUGGAUUUGAAUGGGGCUACUACUGAUGGGUGGAUGAAUUGGAUGAGUUUGGCAUCUGUUUAUCUGAUUUUGUAUUUUUCGAUGGGUCAUAUGCUGGCACUGCUCUAUCAUGCUGCUGCGAAUACGGUGUUGUAUAUGUAUUGCAAGACUGUUCAUGGAGAGCUUGCGUUGGAGAUUGGUGAAAAGUUUGCGACCGAGUAUGUGAGCCUGCCUUUCGAUGAUGGAAAAGUUCCUCAUGUUGUUUCGGUUGCCAAUGUUCCAUGAGGAUGAGGUUAAUUAGUCACACACAGAAUGGUUCGCAGUCCAGUUCUUGUUAUUGUUUGUUAGUGUAAUCAAAUGGUGAAUAAUGCAAACGAUAUGAUACUUGUAUAUGUAAUGUUGUGGCAAGAAUUGAAUGAUAUCUGUGUUUAUUUUUUCGGUCAA